UCAGUGUGCUGCAGGAGGAACUGCUGAAGGAGAUAGGUCACCUGGAGGAGAAGAAGGAGGAGGCUGUAAAGGCUGCAGCGACCUGCUCCGUAGAACACUUCCAGAGCCUGCAGGACCAGUUCUUUAUCCUGCAGAAGCGUCUGACAGCGCUCCCUCCGACCCUGCGCACCAUGAAGACAGACUACGCCAGCCUGAGGAGCCAGGUCCGCAACUUCUCCGACUUCUACGGAGCAGCCAUCACCGACGCCAAGAAACAGAUAUCAGCAGCUAUGAGGGAGAUGUCGGAGGCCAACAAGGACCUCCUGGAGAAGUACAGGAAGGAGGUGGCACUGCGGAGGAAGUACCACGAGCAGCUGGUCGAGCUCAAAGGCAACAUCCGUGUGCUGUGCCGUGUGAAGCCGGUUCUGAAGGAGGACCAGCAUGAGGAGGGCCAAUCAGUGGUGGUAACCACGGACCCCAACAACGAAUCAGCUCUCUCGGUGCUGAAAGGGCAGGGCCGCAGCCAUAACUUUGAGCUGGACCGUGUCUUCCACCCUCAGGCCACUCAGGAAGAGGUCUUCCAGGAGAUCGAGCCCCUUGUGACAUCCUGUAUAGAUGGAUAUCACGUCUGCAUCUUUGCCUAUGGGCAGACUGGCUCUGGGAAGACCUACACCAUGGAGGGCAGCACAGAGAACCCAGGCAUCAACCAGCGUGCUCUGAAACACCUGUUCAGUGAGAUAGAGGACAGGAAGGACAUGUGGAUGUACACCGUGACUGUCAGCUCUGUGGAGAUCUACAACGAGGUGCUCAGAGACCUGCUGAGUAAGGAUGGAGAGAAGCUGGACAUUAAGAUCAACCCUGACGGGACAGGACAGCUGCACGUCCCUGGACUCAGGCUCAUAGAGGUCAAGAGCUUCCAACACAUCAAGAAACUUCUGGCGCAGGCGCGUCGUAACAGGAUCACCUUCGGGACCCAGAUGAACCAGCACAGCUCUCGUUCCCAUGCCCUCCUCAUGAUCACUGUGCUGGGGACUGACCUGGCCAGCGGGGCCAAGACCACAGGCAAGUUGAACCUGGUGGACCUGGCUGGCUCUGAGAGGGUGUGGAAGUCAGGAGCUGAGGGAGAGAGGCUGAAGGAGGCCCAGAACAUCAACCGCUCCCUGCUGGCUCUGGGGGACGUCAUCCAGGCUCUGAGGGGGAAGGAGAAACACAUCCCCUUCAGAAACAGUCGCCUCACAUACCUGCUGCAGGACUCACUGGGCAAGGGCAACAAGACGGCCAUGGUGGUGCAGGUGUCUGCUCUGGAGAGAAACGUGGGAGAGACCAUGUGUUCUCUGAAGUUUGCUGAGAGGGUUUGUAAGGUGGAGCUGGGGCCUGCAGCCAGGAAGAUACAGAGAGGAGGGGGAAGCCAUCAGUGUGACUAGAACUCCACUUCCUGAAGUCAUCCAACUUCCUGUUCCCAUGGACAACCAAAUACAUCAACAAGCAAUAACAACAACAAACAACCCCCUCUGCCCAGUCAGCCAGUCAGUCAGUCAGCCAGCCAGUCAGUCAGUCAGUCAGUCAGUCAGUCAGUCGAUCAGUCUGUCUAUCAGUCAGUCAGUAUAAAGCUAUCAGGUGUGCAUUCAGUGAGAUUAAAUAUUGAGAAUGUUGCAGAGUCUCUAGUCUACCGAUCAUAAUGUCUGUUCAUGUCAUGCGCAGGAGGUUGGUGGCACCUUAAUUGGGGAGAACACAUUACAUCUUAGUCAUUUAGCAGACACUCUUAUCCAGAGCGACUUACAGUAGUGUAUGCAUUUCUUUUUUUUUUUUUUCGUACUGGCCCCCCGUGGGAAUCGAACCCACAACCCUGACGUUGCAAACACCAUGCACUACCAACUGAGCCACACGGGACAUGGUUUCCAUGGUUUCCAGGUGUUUGAUGCCAUUCCAUUCGCUCCGUUUCGAACCUUAUUAUGAGCCGUUCUCCCAUCAGCAGCCUCCUGUGAUGUCAUGUCUGUUGAACGUUCUGUAACGUUACACCCUCCUGAACAGACCCCAGCUGUAACGUUACAUCCUGCUGAACAUACCCCAUCUGUAACGUUACACCCUCCUGAACAGACCCCAGCUGUAACGUUACACCCUCCUGAACAGACCCCAGCUGUAACAUUACACCCUCCUGAACAGACCCCAGCUGUAACGUUACAUCCCCUGAACAGACCCCAGCUGUAACGUUACAUCCUCCUGAAUAGAUCCCUGCUGAGUCUAAAACUAUCCUGAUAAAGAAGGGCUAUGACUUAAGGUCUCCGUGACAACGUCAUCAGGAUAACAGAUAAGAGUGAAGGGAUAAGAAGUCUCUAUUGUCUCCUGUCUGCUCCUGUUCAGAUAAGAAGGCUCUACUGUCUCCUGUCUGCUCCUGUUCAGAUAAGAAGGCUCUACUGUCUCCUGUCUGCUCCUGUUCAGAUAAGAAGGCUCUACUGUCUCCUGUCUGCUCCUGUUUGGAUAAGAAGGCUCUACUGUCUCCUGUCUGCUCCUGUUUGGAUAAGAAGGCUCUACUGUCUCCUGUCUGCUCCUGUUUGGAUAAGAAGUCUCUACUGUCUCCUGUCUGCUGCUGUUUGGAUAAGAAGGCUCUACUGUCUCCUGUCUGCUCCUGUUUGGAUAAGAAGGCUCUACUGUCUCCUGUCUGCUCCUGUUCAGAUAAGAAGGCUCUACUGUCUCCUGUCUGCUCCUGUUCAGAUAAGAAGGCUCUACUGUCUCCUGUCUGCUGCUGUUUGGAUAAGAAGGCUCUACUGUCUCCUGUCUGCUCCUGUUUGGAUAAGAAGUCUCUACUGUCUCCUGUCUCCUGCUGUUCAGAUAAGAAGUCUCUACUGUCUCCUGUCUGCUCCUGUUUGGAUAAGAAGUCUCUACUGUCUCCUAUCUGCUCCUGUUUGGAUAAGAAGGCUCUACUGUCUCCUGUCUGCUCCUGUUUGGAUAAGAAGGCUCUACUGUCUCCUGUCUGCUCCUGUUCAGAUAAGAAGGCUCUACUGUCUCCUGUCUGCUCCUGUUUGGAUAAGAAGGCUCUACUGUCUCCUGUCUGCUCCUGUUUGGAUAAGAAGGCUCUACUGUCUCCUGUCUGCUCCUGUUUGGAUAAGGCCUGUGUCAUCAGCUCAUCUGCAUGAUGCACCAACCAGUAUGACAUCAUCAUCAACAACACACUAAUCCGAGUGCCAAGACAACCUCUACCUUUGAAACUUCCUACUAGAACUACAAAUAAACAACAAAUGCUGUUUCCUUUGACUGAAUUGCCAGGAGUUCUUCAUCAGGGCUUGUAUGUUUCAAGCAUCUCAGAAUAUGAGUGCUGGUCUACGAUCAGGAACUCCCUGUAGUUAUUAUAAUCGUCUUCAUUAUGACCUGAGAGGCAAAACUGAUCCUAGAUCAGCACUUCUACUCAGAGACAUUUUGGGAAUACAGGCCUUGAAUGCAAUUUCCACCAUCACAAUGCUUAGAGAUGCUGCAUCUUAAUCAAAUAUGUUCUCCAAGAGAGGAGUGUCACAGUAGACACGUGUUCUGUUCUAUUCUUGCAGUAUUAAUAGUCUGUCUCUUCUAUAUGACAACACGUGAGCUUCUUUGAUUCCAGUAUAGACAUGGCCUAUCUUAAAAAGGUACUGUAGUGUGUAGGAUCAAUCUGAGUGUUGUGUAAGUGAUGGAUUGGGCUGUACUAGCUCUGGUCCAGGGUGUUAGUGUGGCUACCUUCAGGUAGUCUGUGGUCCAGAGUGUUAGUGUGGCUGCCUUCAGAUAGACUCUGGUCCAGGGUGUUAGUGUGGCUGCCUUCAGAUAGACUCUGGUCCAGGGUGUUAGUGUGGCUGCCUUCAGGUAGUCUGUGGUCUAGGGUGUUAGUGUGGCUGCCUUCAGGUAGUUUGUGGUCUAGGGUGUUAAUGUGGCUACCUUCAGGUAGUCUGUGGUCCAGGGUGUUAGUGUGGCUACCUUCAGGUAGUCUGUGGUCCAGGGUGUUAAUGUGGCUACCUUCAGGUAGUCUGUGGUCCAGGGUGUUCGUGUGGCUACCUUCAGGUAGUCUCUGGUCCAGGGUGUUAGUGUGGCUACCUUCAGGUAGUCUGUGGUCCAGGGUGUUAAUGUGGCUACCUUCAGGUAGUCUCUGGUCCAGGGUGUUAAUGUGGCUGCCUUCAGAUAGACUCUGGUCCAGGGUGUUAGUGUUGCUGCCUUCAGGUAGUCUCUGGUCCAGGGUGUUAGUGUGGCUACCUUCAGGUAGUCUCUGGUCCAGGGUGUUAGUGUGGCUGCCUUCAGAUAGACUUUGGUCCAGUGUUAGUGCAGCUACCUUCAGGUAGUCUCUGGUCCAGGGUGUUAGUGUGGCAGGUAGUCUCAGCAUCAGUAUUAGUGUGGCUUGCUGAAGUCUCAGCAGGUGGCAUGUUAACUCCAUGGACCAGAGUGUUAGUGUGGCUUGCUGAAGUCUCAGCAGGUGGCAUGUUAACUCCAUGGACCAGAGUGUUAGUGUGGCUUGCUGAAGUCUCAGCAGGGGGCAUGUUAACUCCAUGGACCAGAGUGUUAGUGUGGCUUGCUGAAGUCUCAGCAGGUGGCAUGUUAACUCCAUGGACCAGAGUGUUAGUGUGGCUUGCUGAAGUCUCAGCAGGUGGCAUGUUAACUCCAUGGACCAGAGUGUUAGUGUGGCUUGCUGAAGUCUCAGCAGAGAGCAUGUUAACUCCAUGGACCAGAGUGUUAGUGCGGCUUGCUGAAGUCUCAGCAGGGGGCAUGUUAACUCCAUGGACCAGAGUGUUAGUGUGGCUUGCUGAAGUCUCAGCAGGGGGCAUGUUAACUCCAUGGACCAGAGUGUUAGUGUGGCUUGCUGAAGUCUCAGCAGGGGGCAUGUUAACUCCAUGGACCAGAGUGUUAGAGCGGCUUGCUGAAGUCUCAGCAGGGGGCAUGUUAACUCCAUGGACCAGAGUGUUAGUGUGGCUUGCUGAAGUCUCAGCAGGGGGCAUGUUAACUCCAUGGACCAGGGUGAAGGCUAUACCUAAAUUCAGUGAUGACCUCUAUCACGAAAUGUGUCAUUGUUGUGAAGUUGGAAAAAGCAGUUUGAGUGUUAUCGUAUCUCUCAUACUGCCUAAUUCACUAGCUUUCAGUGAAGUGAGCAAUUACCUCUUUGCGUCCCAAAUGGUACCCUGUUCCCUAUAUAGUACCCUACUUCUGACCAGGACCCUAUGGGCCCAGGGGUGCUAUUUGGGACGCAAAUCGAGAGUGAAGUAGGUAGCUAGCCCUGUGUGACAAUAUGAUAAAUAACAAAGUGCUGUUAUAAUAUGUGCAAUACAGAUGUAGGAUCUUAGAUCACCCUGUUGCAGGAGAACUUUCCUGCAAUGCAGGAAACAUAAAACUUGUAAUGUAUUUGUAAUUUCCGACUUGAUUUUCCAUUAUGAGCAAUGUAAUCAACCCUUACAAAAAAUGUCCAUUAAUUAUAAUCUACAUAAUAAUUCACAUCUCCUGUUGCUACAGGAUUAUUUUCCUGCUGUAGCAACCUGGCUCAAAUUAAGAUCCUACAUCUGUAGCCUCCUUUGAUAGAGAAAUGUUGGUGUGUUUGGGGGACUGGUGGGAAGCACUUUGUGAAAUAAAUAGUUUUGCUCUUUUCAGGCCAAUUUAGGUGCUUUAGAUGUAUAAUUACUGAAAUAUCAUCAUACCAAAAAUGUAUUUGUUCAUUGUAAUGUUUUCCAUCUUAGUUGAACCCGACAGUCAACUAUUGGUUUAAUAGUAACUUUUAAUUCAGUAGAGUAGCAAUACAUUUCCUGUUGCAGUAACUUAUUAUACAAGUGGAUUAGGGUCACUUUACAAUCUGAUUGGUUAAGGAUCAGUUUUCAGCUGAUUUUCCAAAUAAAUCUGGAAUUUUACAAAUGUG
Molecule: messenger RNA, 5833 nt
Organism: Salmo salar (Atlantic salmon)
Lineage: Eukaryota; Metazoa; Chordata; Actinopteri; Salmoniformes; Salmonidae
Source: RefSeq, a predicted model, not a curated record